AUGACAAAUAUCAACAAACCCCGGCGGAACUGCUCUACGUUCUUCUUCCUGUUUAAACGAUCACCAAAUGGCGGACGACGCCGAGGUCGUGGUCGUGGACGCGGUGCACGUGGAGGAAAGUCCGAAGACAAGGAAUGGGUUCCUGUUACCAAGCUGGGCCGCCUGGUUAAAGACAUGAAGAUCAAGUCUCUGGAGGAGAUCUACCUGUACUCUCUUCCCAUCAAAGAGUCAGAGAUCAUUGACUUUUUCCUGGGCUCUGGUCUGAAGGAUGAGGUUCUUAAAAUCAUGCCUGUUCAGAAACAGACUAGAGCUGGACAGCGUACUAGGUUCAAGGCCUUUGUUGCCAUUGGAGACUACAACGGUCAUGUUGGCCUGGGAGUGAAGUGCUCUAAAGAAGUGGCCACCGCUAUUCGUGGAGCUAUCAUUCUGGCUAAGCUGUCCAUCGUCCCAGUCAGGAGAGGCUACUGGGGUAACAAAAUCGGAAAGCCCCAUACCGUCCCCUGUAAGGUGACUGGACGCUGUGGAUCUGUCCUGGUGCGUCUGAUCCCUGCCCCUCGUGGUACUGGAAUCGUGUCUGCACCCGUGCCCAAGAAGCUGCUCAUGAUGGCUGGUAUCGACGAUUGCUACACCUCUGCCAGAGGAUGCACGGCCACACUUGGAAACUUUGCCAAGGCCACCUUCGAUGCCAUCUCCAAGACCUACAGCUACCUGACUCCUGACCUCUGGAAGGAAACUGUCUUCACAAAGUCUCCAUACCAGGAGUUCACUGACCAUCUGGCUAAAACUCACACCAGAGUGACUGUGCAGAGGACUCAGUCGGCUGUAGGAGCUCCGACCUCCUAA
Knipowitschia caucasica is the source of this 843-nucleotide messenger RNA. The record is from the annotation of a GenBank genome assembly. Lineage: Eukaryota; Metazoa; Chordata; Actinopteri; Gobiiformes; Gobiidae.